Molecule: messenger RNA, 2040 nt
Organism: Exophiala aquamarina CBS 119918
Lineage: Eukaryota; Fungi; Ascomycota; Eurotiomycetes; Chaetothyriales; Herpotrichiellaceae
Product: glucosamine-fructose-6-phosphate aminotransferase
Exons: 4
Coding region: 1-2040 (679 amino acids)
Biological process (GO): protein N-linked glycosylation; UDP-N-acetylglucosamine metabolic process; fructose 6-phosphate metabolic process
Molecular function (GO): L-glutamine:D-fructose-6-phosphate transaminase (isomerizing) activity; carbohydrate derivative binding
Source: RefSeq, a predicted model, not a curated record
AUGAAUGGCCUCUCUCGCCUUGAGUACAGAGGCUAUGACUCCGCCGGUUUCGCCGUCGACGGCGACAAGAAGAAUGAGGUCUUUGCGUUUAAAGAGGUGGGUAAAGUGGUUAAGCUCCGAGAACUAGUCGCUGCCUCCGGCGUCGACAUGACAAAGAUCUUUGAUUCUCAUGCUGGUAUUGCACACACUCGUUGGGCUACCCACGGCCAGCCCUCCAGGUUGAACUGCCAUCCACACAGAUCCGACCCCAAGUGGGAGUUUGCCGUCGUGCACAAUGGUAUCAUCACAAACUACAAAGAGCUCAAGGCCCUUCUCGAGGGCAAGGGCUUCAAAUUCGAAACCGACACCGAUACUGAAUGCAUUGCAAAACUUGCCAAAUUUCUCUACGACUCCCACCCCGACAUUGACUUCACUACCCUUGCAAAGGCUGUCAUCAAAGAGCUCCAGGGUGCUUUCGGUCUGCUCCUCAAGUCUGUCCACUACCCCCAUGAAGUCAUCGCAGCCCGAAAGGGUUCUCCAUUGGUUGUGGGUGUCAAGACUGCCAAGAAGAUGAAGGUUGAUUUCGUCGACGUUGAGUACUCCGAGGGCGGUGGCGCUCUUUCUGCCGAGCAGGCGAACCACAAUGUUGCUGUCAAGAAGUCUUCAGCGGGUCUUUUGUCCCCAGGCGCAGGCCUCCUCGCUCCUCCAGACAAAUCUCUGCUCCACAGAUCGCAAUCCCGAGCUUUCCUGUCUGACGAUGGCAUGCCCCAGCCAGCUGAGUUCUUCCUGUCCUCCGAUGCCUCCGCUCUCGUCGAGCAUACCAAGAAGGUUCUUUACCUCGAAGAUGAUGACAUUGCACACAUCCACGAAGGACAGCUCAAUAUCCACCGUCUUUCCAAAGACGACGGCACUAGCAAUGUCCGUGCAAUCCAGACCAUCGAGCUCGAACUUCAGGAAAUCAUGAAGGGCAAGUUUGACCACUUUAUGCAAAAGGAGAUCUUUGAGCAACCCGAGUCCGUUGUCAACACCAUGCGUGGUCGCUUGGACGUUGCAAACAAGACUGUCACUCUAGGUGGCCUGAAGCAGUACAUCAGCACCAUCCGAAGAUGCAGAAGGCUCAUCUUCAUUGCUUGCGGCACCAGCUUCCAUUCUUGCAUGGCGGUUCGCGGUGUUUUUGAAGAAUUGACGGAAAUUCCAAUCGCUGUUGAACUGGCGUCCGAUUUCCUGGAUCGGCAGGCACCUGUGUUCCGAGACGACACCUGCGUCUUUGUGUCCCAGUCUGGUGAGACUGCUGAUUCCCUCAUGGCUCUCCGCUACUGCUUGGAGCGUGGCGCCCUUACAGUUGGUGUUGUCAAUGUGGUUGGCUCCUCCAUCUCCAUGCUUACACACUGCGGUGUCCACAUCAACGCUGGCCCUGAGAUCGGUGUCGCCUCCACCAAAGCGUAUACGUCUCAGUUUGUUGCCAUGGUUAUGUUCGCUUUGUCACUUAGUGAGGACCGAGCAUCAAAAGCUCAACGCCGUCAUCAGAUCAUCGAAGGCCUUGGAAAGGUCAGCGAACAGUUUAGAGAGAUCCUCAAACUCAACGACUCCAUCAAGGAGAUGUGCGCCAAGUUCUUGCAAAAUCAGAAGUCGUUAUUGCUGCUUGGACGUGGAAGCCAGUACUCUACUGCUCUAGAAGGUGCACUGAAGAUCAAGGAAAUUUCCUAUCUUCACUGUGAGGCUGUCAUGUCCGGAGAGCUCAAGCACGGUGUGUUGGCUCUUGUGGAUGAAAAUCUCCCUAUCAUUAUGAUCUUGACGCGGGACGAUAUCUUCGCCAAGUCUUUGAACGCAUAUCAACAAGUGAUUGCUCGCAGUGGGCGACCCAUUGUCAUUUGCAACAAGGACGACCCAGAAUUUCCACCUUCCAAGACAGAGCGUAUUGAAGUCCCUCAAACCGUAGAUGCUCUGCAAGGUCUGUUGAAUGUGAUUCCUUUGCAGUUGAUUGCGUAUUGGCUCGCCGUUGCUGAAGGUUUGAACGUCGACUUCCCUCGUAACUUGGCCAAGUCUGUCACUGUUGAAUAG